Molecule: messenger RNA, 5313 nt
Organism: Ostreococcus lucimarinus CCE9901
Lineage: Eukaryota; Viridiplantae; Chlorophyta; Mamiellophyceae; Mamiellales; Bathycoccaceae
Exons: 1
Coding region: 1-5313 (1770 amino acids)
Biological process (GO): carbohydrate metabolic process
Source: RefSeq, a predicted model, not a curated record
AUGUCGACGCCGAGCGCGCCGACGGCGCUCGCGGACGGUCUCGACGCCAUCGCUCAUGCCCUCGCACGCGGUGUCGCGCAAACGUCGACUUCGACGUCGGCGUCGGCGAAAUCGCGCGAAAGGUUUGACGCGAUGGCUGGACUCAUCGAGCACGCGCGCGAUAAAAACGACGCCGUGCGCGCGCUUCGCGCGACCGAGGACGCGCUGGUUGCGUGCGUGGUGCGACCAGAGGGUGAGAUGUCGGCGACGCGGGCGUCGAUGACGCUUGGGGCGCUGUACGAGGCGACGGAUGGUGGGUCGUUGUAUUCUCGGGCGAACGAGCUGUUGGACGCGGCGACGACUUCGAAAUCGACGGCGUUCGCAAAAGCGUCGGCGUUUAAGGCGCUGAUGCGACUGGGCGAGAAGUUUGGGGAUAAAUUGUCUGGGAAUGCGUCGGCGUACGCACGGGCGGCAUGCGCGAGUGUGAGACCGAAUGAUGACGCGCGAUGUCGACGCGCGGCGUUGCGAUUUCUUGCGGCGACGUGCGAGAAGUCGGCGGGCGGGCUAGACGGGAAAGGUAUCGCCGCGGUGUAUAAAACGCUCGUGCGGUCGGAGCACGAUAGAUCAAAGGGCGUGCGUGCGGCAUUCGUAGACGCGAUCGGUGCUCUUGCGCUGGCGUGGGCGGCGUCCAAGGAAAAAGGCGUUGUAUCCGCGAGCGAUUUGGACAUCACGGGUGUCGUCGAUCGAAUCUUACACGCGCUGAAAGACGAUAGCGCGCGCGUGCGAGAUGCGGCUUCAGGCGCGCUCGCUAGCGUGAUUCUAGCUUGCGCGACUGUUUCGGUCGAAGAUCGAAUGAACAACGAGGAUAGUUCUGGCGAACCGCGCUUUGCGAGAGCGGUGAGCACGUUUCUGUACGGCCCAUUCAUGAACGCAUGCCGUGAGCGUUCUUUGAUGAAUCAGCGCGUGUGUCUCGGUGUUUCGCGCGCGUGGAUUUCAUUCAUAAAUAGAUCCGUGCGCGGCGGUAUCACUGAUCAUCACGAAGUCGUUGGAUUCACAGUGAAGACGCUGCUUUCGCAUGCGCUGGACGACGAUCCACACGCCUGCGCGUGCGCUAUUUACAUUAUUCGGGUUGGAUGCUUGGCAAAAGCAGACGAAGCGAGUCUUCGUUCGACUCUUGCGACAUCUAUCGAAGCGUUGUCAUCAACUGACGCUUGUCGAUUACUGAUAGCCGCGCGCACCGCGAAGGAUGCUAUUGAAGUCAUCGGGAGCGUGGAUGACGAACUUUGGGCGCCAACUUUGCAGUCAAUCGUGAAAGCACUCUCGCAUGGUGACCGCAACGUUCAAGCCGAAGCCGCAUUGGCGCUACGCGCGCUUGCGCUUGCGUGUCCGACCAAGUUUGUUGCGCAGCUUCUUGAGGCGAUGGCACAAUUGAAGGCGCUUGUUGCUGCGGUAGAUGAAGCCGAUUCGCUCACGGCGUGCGGCGCGGCGUUUCACAUCGCCACCUUAGUCUCGAUUGGUGCCGAGUUCACGUGCGGCUUACCGUCGAAUAUACUUCGUGAUGCGGUUGCACUUGGUAUCAAGUGCGCGACGGGACCAGGAAGCGCACGCGUGCGCGAAGGUGGAUGGAUCGUCAUCUCCGCGUGUCUUGUCGGUUCCGGUGCCACUGUGGCGUCUGAGAUGUGCGGCGUUUCGAUCAAGUUCGCGCUGACUGCAACGUUCGACGCAGUCGUGGAAAGUGGAGUUGAGGGCGAACCAGGCGAGAUAUACGCCGCCGCUGCCGCCGCCGAAGCCCUGUCUGCAUGGCUCAUAGGGAAACAAAGUGAAUCGUCGAGUCUCAUACCUCUGCUGCUUUCGGGCAUCACGGCUACGGAACGCAUACUAAGCGCUAGACAAAUUUCUGUUGCCGACGAGCGUGCAAAGUCAUUGUUUCGGUUUAGAAUGUUUGAACUUCUCAACUCGGUCGAGGAUACGGGAUUUUACAGCGAGUUGCACGGUCGAAUCGUGGCACUGUGUCAAACAGCUUCGCGGUCUUCGGCGCAAAUCGAUGAACGUCAACCAGAGAACUUUCUGAAGGCGCAACUAAGCACAGAAGACUCGCAUCUCGGACCUUGGCCGACAAAUUCUGAUGUCAACUUGGAUGAGUUACACACCUUCGAAGGAUCGGCUGACUCGCCUCAUCCACGCGUCUGGAUUGGUUUGUCUGAAACGCAUGCAUAUCCUAAAGCGCGAUCUAUGCGAGCAGCGACGCGACAGGCGCAGGGCUUACAAAUGGCUCGAGUGUUCACGGCAUCGCCAGAGCUGCGCAUGGGCAUCUUGCAUCACUUUCUCAACACCGCUCAUCGAGUGAUCGAUACACCGUCUGACGCGCGCGAACUGUGCGAGCAAGGUGUUUUUAUACCGAAAAAGCAAAACGCCAUCGACGUCAUUCAGAGCAAAGCACUGAGUGCACUGGGCUCGCCAUUCAAGUCUCGAAGGACGAAAUCGGAUGGAAUCGACGAGUACAACGAGCGCGUGACGAUGCUUACUUUGUUGAGCGCCGAUGUCCUCUCGGCUGUGAAACACAUCGUCGAGAACACGAAGACUCAAGACUCCGUGAUAAUGUCUCAGUUCAAAAAGGUGGCGAAUGUCAUUCGCUAUGCCGAGUUUUCAUCAACGCAACACUGGCGCGCUAUUGCAGAAAUCACAGCUUAUGCAAAUGCGCUUCAUCCAGAUUCUGAUAGUCUCGUUGGUGAAACUAUCCGAGUAUCGAAAGACCUGCUCACGCUGCCAGCAGACACGUCGGCGCGAAACAUCGCGGCUUUGUCCAUCGCUGCGACGUUCCGCAACGCUGGCGCAAUGGCGCUGAGACAGGCGUGCACGCCCGCGAUCACAAAUUUACUGCAGAUGAGCAUGCAGGUUGAUCACACUCGUUCGUCACAUAUAUGGUCAGCGCAUGGAAUAUGCGUAAUUGGUUCACACACUGGUCAGAGUUUUGUGAGGGACGCCGAAGACAGCGUCAAUUUAGCCCUCGCGUUGGCAGACGCACCGUUCUUGAUGGACGAAGAUAACGGAGUGCUGACUCGUGUCACCGCAGCGCGCUUAGUGAAUACGGCUGUAUCGGCCAUUGGCCCAGACUUGGAUCACGAUUCUCUCAUAUUCAAGCGUGCAGAAUCGUUGAUUGAAAUUCUUGGCGAAAGCGACGAACCCGCAGCGAACCUGGAGUCUACUGUGUUUUUGCAGCAUAUCGCGACCUUCACUCCGAGAACGAAGCGAGGACGCGCGCUUCUGGCGGACCUUCGAGUGAUGUUAAAAACAGCGACGGAUUCAUCGACAACAAAGGCGGUAAUGUCGAUGCUUAGACAUUUACUCGAGCGAGACAGCUCGAACGUGGCGUCUCUGUCUGGGUUGGACGCCGAACUCCUAAUUGUUUUGGAUCGCGAGAGUGACCCCAAAACUCGUCGAACGAUUGAGCGCUGCGUAGAACUCUUCGUAAGAGACGUAUGCCGUCUUAGACCAGGCGAAGGCAUGACGAAUCUAUCGAACGUGGCCUUAUACUCUGCGAGUCCAGAGAAAAAUGUCGCGUCCAUCUCGUAUGACGAUGACGAUGACGGCGGUGGCGAUGUCGAUCUUCGUGCAUUCGAUGACAGGGCUUCUCGUGAUAUUGAGCGCGGUGCGCCGAAAUUGAGCACGCGUUUAUUUGCAGCACAGCUGCUAUCGCAAGUGCCGUCCUUUGUGGGCGAGGAAAUUGAGCACAGAAAUCUCGCUGCGGCUCGACGAAGCGCCACCGCCGGCGCGGGUGACCAAUGGCUUGCCUUGCACUCCCAAUCUGCGUUUGACGUCGCAUAUCGGCUUUCGGUGUCCCCAGUCAUGGCGCUUCACGCACCAGGUCUAGAGAUGUUCUCAAACUUGAUGGAUCUUUGGGCACAAGAUGAGGAUCCGGACUCUGUCGCAGAUGUGGAUUGUCGAGCGACGUUUGUCUUGGAGCAAUACCAGGCCCAACUUGUAUCAGCUAUGCGAGCGACCGAUGCGAGUAAUGCAUCUCUGGAGGCGUUUGUAGCAUUGUUACGCCUGGUUUCGAGCGCGCUUACGAGUGGUAUCACGGGCGACGACACCGCUAUGACUCAACGACUGGCCAAUGUGGCGACAAAGAUUGCACGCGACUGGCAGGAGGGGACCUCUAAGAUUCUAUGCGGCAAAGAGUGUAACGAAACUGUCGCAACGCAAGCCAGAAAUACGCUCGUUGUGAGUAUUGCGAGAAUCACAUCCAGUGCUCCGUCGGUGAUACCUGAAGACGUUUUGAUGUCGAUGAAUGCGAAAUGGAUCGCCGCUGUUCGAAAUCCGAACGAGCAGUUCUCCGACGACGAGAUGAUGGCAAUCAUCUUUGCGAUCUCCACCAUUGUACAAGAGCAAACAGAUAAUCACGAGUUGGUUCGUCAACUUUGCUUUAAGGCAAUCAUUUGUGGCUUCGGGACGCCUCGUCUGCCUUCAAAGUCUCACGUGAUACACGCACUUCGUGCGGCGAAAAACCUCAUUUCUCGCCAAAUAUAUGGCCUUCUUCCGAGCGAAAUCGCCGUCAUACGUGACGCGGUGACGCUACAUGCGAGCAGCGAAGAUGUGUUCACCGAAGUUGCAUGUUUCAUCGAAGCUCUAACUGCGUGCGACAAGAUCCAGCCAAUUGCGCUUUGGGACACCGCCAACUUGUUGGCCGACAUCAUGUGCCAGGGUGCGGCGGGCGAAGACGCUUUCUGCAAAAUGAUGAUUACGUCUUUGCGUCUAGCUAAGAGAAGUAAACGAGCAGCGACGCGUGUCGAUGCUUUGAUGCAGCAUUUAUUCACCGACCCAUCUCUAGCAAAGUAUCGUCUCAGUGCGCUUCGAGGGAUACGCCUGGCCGAUUCUGAUGUGAUGCUUCUGGCGUUGACGAUGACUGGACACACUCUUGCCGGGUGUGCGCGCUCGGUAAUUCGGAAAUUCUACGCCAAAAAGAUCGACGGCGUCGCAAAGAGUUUGGAUUCAAUGGAUUUUGUGACUGAAAGCUUACAGACUUGGGCUGCCGCUUUCCUUUUACUGAAAGAUGAGAAGGACGACAAGAUGUGCUUGACGUCGCUCGCUAUCUUCCUCGCCAUCGCGGUCGAUGUCACUUCGCCUGAAGGAAUACCAGAUAGGGCUAUCGACACAACAUGCGGUACAUUAGCGUCCUCGAUCUUGGUGAGGCUAGCUGCAGCGUGCGCGGACCCGUUCCGCAGCGUCGUGGGACAGCUUUCGGCGCAGUCAAAGACUCGACUUCAAACGCUCUUGAAUUUCAAACCAGCGCAAGCGACGGCUGCAACGCCGCUCAAGUCACUCGAAAUUUGCUAG